GCCCACUUCCGUCAAGAGGCAGCCACCACCACUUCGCUCUCCGCCACCCGCGCCCGCCCUCCGUUGCCCGUUCGAUCGUCCUCCCUCUCGUGCCCCCUCUUCCCAGCCGCAAGAGCCAGGCGAGAGCAAUGGAGGUGGGCGCUAGCAUGGCGAUGCAGUCAAGCGCGCCUGGCGUCGGUGCCGGGGCCGCCGGCGGGCGCCGAAGCGCGUUCCUCGGCCGCGAGAAGCAGGCCCGGGCGGGGAGCCUGCGGGUUGGUGCUGGAACUGCCGGAGCGGCGGCCGUCGCUGUGCGGGCUCGCGGGACCAACCCCGUCGCGCCGCUGCGCUGCGUCAGGGCAUCUCGAGGUCAAAUCCACAACCUGGAGACUCAAAUCGACUUUCGUUAUUCCUCAUCUCAUGCAAGCAGUGAGAGCUUGCAUAACUCAGUUGACGAGGCCCUCUUGUUAAAGAGGAAAUCCAAAGAAGUUAUGUUCCAAUUGAAUGGGCGGUGCAUUUACCUAGUGGGAAUGAUGGGCUCUGGAAAGAGCACGGUGGGAAAGAUAUUGGCUGAAGUUCUGGGCUAUUCAUUCUUUGACAGUGAUAAGUUGGUAGAACAAGCAGUUGGCAUGCCUUCCGUUGCUCAAAUAUUUAAGGUUCAUAGUGAAGCGUUUUUCAGAGAGAAUGAGAGUAAUGUCUUGAGGGAUUUGUCCUCAAUGCGGCGAUUAGUUGUUGCAACUGGAGGUGGUGCUGUUAUUAGGCCAAUCAACUGGAAUUACAUGAAGAAAGGUCUAUCUGUUUGGUUGGAUGUACCUUUGGACGCACUUGCAAAACGUAUUGCUCAAGUGGGGACUGCUUCUCGUCCUCUCCUAGACCAGCCAUCUGACGAUCCAUACACAGCGGCUUUCACGAAACUGAGCAUGCUUGCGGAGCAAAGAGGUGAGGCUUAUGCGAACGCCAAUGCAAGAGUGUCUCUUGAAGAGAUCGCAGCUAAGCAGGGCCACGGUGAUGUUUCUAAACUGACACCGACUGAUAUCGCCAUCGAGGCGCUACUCCAGGUUGGAAACUUCGUCAAUGAACACAAUACAUGGCCAAGUGGGCGACUUGCAAGUUGAUUCACAUAGCCGUAGGGUCCAAACCUUGUAGAGUUUCGACCAUGUGUAGCAGUAGAAUACAGCCACUCUAAAGUAUUUGUUUGUUCUUCAUUCUGAAAUCUUAAAAGGGGUCAUAGAAUGAAAGAUACCCUACCUGCAAAAGGGUAGACUAUACAGCAACUGAUGGAUGGAGCUAAUGAGAGAAGCUCCACGGAUGAAAGAAGUUUUUACAUGCUGGUUUUCGGCAAGCUUUCUUUGCUCCGCGGAGCCUGUUUCAGAGACAAGAACUUUUACAAGGUUCACAUAAAGUUCAUGAUAAAUUGUUUGUUUUUUCCUUUAAAUCUGAGUAAGAAAGGAAUGUGUAAGAAGAUCAUUUAAAUAUCUCCUAUGUCAACCAGCUAUAUUUACAAGCACAAUAAUGCCUUGGCUAUGUUUAGUUUGAGAAAAAUUUGAGUUUUGGUACCAUAG
Panicum virgatum (switchgrass) is the source of this 1538-nucleotide messenger RNA. RefSeq names its product shikimate kinase 2, chloroplastic-like. The record is from RefSeq and is a predicted model, not a curated record. Gene Ontology annotation, molecular function: shikimate kinase activity. Gene Ontology annotation, cellular component: chloroplast. The transcript is spliced from 9 exons. NCBI's taxonomy places the organism in Eukaryota, Viridiplantae, Streptophyta, Magnoliopsida, Poales, Poaceae. Bases 129 to 1091 code for a protein of 320 amino acids.